GCAAAGGGAAAAAGAACAUUAAGGCCAUUUUUACAACCAAUGGAAUGCACAACUGGGGGAGCUAAAUUAAUUCAUGAGUUUCUAUACAUGCCAGAAUGCCCCCUACCUUUACUGGGGUGAGAUUUAUUAUGCAAACUAAAUGCACAAGUAACCUUUUCUAAGAAUGCUGUACAGCUCCAUAUCCCACCUGAAACUGCCUGGAGAGCUCAGAUCUGCUUGCUGACAGAUGAAACAUCAGAAGAAACUGAAGAGAAUAUUCCAGAUGCUGUAUUAAAUGCAGUAAUUCCCCUGGUAUGGGCUUCAAAAAACCCAGGUAAAGCAAAAAAUGUGAGUCCGAUUAAAGUAGAACUAAAAGAGGGGGCAAAACCAGUAAGGGUGCAUCAAUAUCCUAUUAGGCUGGAAGCUCGCAAGGGCCUCGAAGCCCUGAUAAAUACCUUUAUUCAAUAUGGACUGCUCAGAGAAUGUCAAUCUGAAUACAAUACACCGAUUUUACCAGUGAGAAAGCCUCACUCCCAGGAUUACCGAUUAGUGCAGGACUUGAGGGCUAUAAAUCAGAUAACGAAAGAUAUACAUCCUACGGUGUCCAACCCUUAUACUUUGUUAGCUUCUGUACCUGAAAACAAUGCCUAUUUUACAGUGUUGGACCUAAAAGAUGUCGCCUUCUGCAUUCCAGUGGAUGAACAGAGUCAAACACUCUUCGCUUUUGAAUGAGAGGAUCCAACUACUGGAAGGAAAGGACAACUGUGUUGGACCGUUCUUCCCCAGGGUUUUAAAAAUAGUCCCACUUUGUUUGGUGAAGUACUGGCCAAAGAAUUAGAACAAUGGCGUACUAAUAAUGAUAAUGUUACUCUCUUACAGUAUGUGGAUGAUAUCUUAAUUGGAGCAGAUACUGAACAGACUUGUACUGAAGCUACAGUAAGCCUGCUAAACUUUCUGGGACUGGCUGGAUACAGGGUCUCGAAGAAGAAGGCCCAAAUUGCUAAGGAGCAAGUCCGGUAUCUUGGUUUUAAUAUAUCAAAAGGACAACGAGCACUAGGGGAAGAAAGGACGGAGGCUAUAUGCCGAAUAGCAGUACCAAAACCAAAAAAGCAGCUAAGGGGGUUUCUGGGAAUGGCCGGAUUCUGCCGGAUGUGGAUCCCCAAUUUUGGACUCCUAGCCAAACCCUUAUAUGCAGCCACAAAGGGACCGGGGGGGUUGUUAGAAUGGACUCCAGAGUGUCAGAGUAGUUUUGAUGAAAUUAAAAGAAAAUUGAUGGAAGCCCCAGCCUUGGGCCUCCCUGAUCUGACAAAACCUUUUCAGUUAUAUGUGCAUGAGAGACAGCAAGUGGCCUCUGGGGUAAUGACUCAGACGCUUGGAAAUUGGAAAAGGCCAGUAGCCUAUUUUUCGAAACAAUUAGAUGAAGUGAGUAAAGGAUGGCCGGCUUGCCUUCGAGAUGUAGCCGCCACUGCUCUGCUAAUCCAGGAAGCCCGGAAGCUCACUUUGGGACAACCAAUAACAGUAUUAGUCCCACAUGCAGUGAUGGCUAUUUUAAACCAAAAAGGACACUAUUGGAUUUCUCCAAACAGACUGGCCAAAUACCAAGCUAUGCUAAUUGAUCAUGAAGACGUCACUCUUAAGUGUGAUGUAAAAAGAGGAAUAGCCCCUGGGGAAUACUGGCAAAUAGAUUUCUCUGAAUUACCAAAGUGCAGACAGUAUAAGUAUCUACUUGUUUUAGUGGAUACAUUUUCUGGAUGGCCUGAGGCUUUCCCUUGUCGCAACAAUCGGGCUAGGGAAGUAAUUAGGAUACUACUAAAAGAAAUAAUCCCCAGAUUUGGAGUACCUGAGGGAUUAUCCUCAGACAAAGGACCUCACUUUAUUUCGGAAAUAAUCCAGGGGGUAUCUAAAUUCCUUGGGAUGAAGCGGGAUCUGCAUACCCCUUGGAGACCACAGUCCAGUGGGAAGGUAGAAAGGAUGAAUCAGACCCUUAAAAGACAAAUCUCUAAAUUAGGUCAAGAAACCCAACUGAAAUGGGUAGACAUUCUACCGAUUGCCUUGAUGAGAAUUAGGAUUACUCCUCGAGUGAGGGAAGGGAUAAGCCCCUUUGAAAUACUGUAUGGAAAACCGUAUCCCGUCACUGAGGUGGGUAACCGGAGUGAUCAGAUACACAUUAAAGGUGAAGAAAUUUUAAAAGAUUAUUUGCUCUCUCUCGCGCGGGUAUUAUCCUCUUUACACAGAUAUCUCAACCAGCGGGCUCCGCUUCCUUUGGACUCUCCGGUACAUAACUUUAAGCCCGGAGAUCUGGUUUACAUCCGGACCUGGAAAGAUGAACCACUAAAAGAAAAAUGGAAGGGACCUUACCUCGUGCUCUUGACCACAUACACCACAGUAAAAGUAGAAGGGAUUAGCUCCUGGAUCCACUAUACGAGGGUGAAGGAAGCUCCCCCAGAGGAAUCGUGGACACCGGUAUCAACAGGAGCACUGAAGCUAAGAUUUUCUAAAAACUCUACGGGCUAA
Gymnogyps californianus (California condor) is the source of this 2493-nucleotide messenger RNA. RefSeq lists its product as uncharacterized. The transcript has 2 exons. The record is from RefSeq and is a predicted model, not a curated record. Gene Ontology annotation, molecular function: nucleic acid binding. Gene Ontology annotation, biological process: DNA integration. NCBI's taxonomy places the organism in Eukaryota, Metazoa, Chordata, Aves, Accipitriformes, Cathartidae.